AUGAUAUCUGUAGGAAUAGACAUAUCAAAAGAUAAAAUAACAGUUUGUGCAUUAGAAGAAGGAAGCAAAAUAAUUUGGAAACCAUUUGAUGUAUAUCUAAACAAAAGUAAAGUCGAAGAACUUCUAGAAAAACUAGAAAAAAUAAAAGAAGAAGUAAAAAUAACAAUGGAAGCAACAGGAAAAUAUCAUCUACCAAUACUUUACGAACUAAAAGAAAGAGGCUACUUUGUAGCAGUAAUAAAUCCAUUAAAAAUGAAACAAUAUUGCCGAGCAAUAAACUUUAGAAAAGCAAAAAAUGACAAGAUAGACGCAAAACAAAUAGCAGAAUAUGGACUAAUGUACUGGAGAGAACUAGAAGAAUACAAAGUAGAUGAAGAAAACUACCGAGUCCUAAAAGAAUUAAACAGAAGCUACCAACAUUAUAUGGAUCUAAGAAUCAACCAAAUGAACUACAUAGAUCAAACAAUACAUCAAACAUUUCCAGGAAUAAAAAAACUAAUACCACAUAACUCAGGAGACUUUUCAAAAGACAAACUAAUAGACUUUUUAGAAAAAUGGUGGCAUAAAGACCUAGUAUUAGAAAAAAACAGAAGAAGAAUUUGUAGAAGAAUAUAA
Molecule: messenger RNA, 615 nt
Organism: Trichomonas vaginalis G3
Lineage: Eukaryota; Parabasalia; Trichomonadida; Trichomonadidae
Product: transposase, IS116 IS110 IS902 family
Exons: 1
Coding region: 1-615 (204 amino acids)
Biological process (GO): DNA transposition
Molecular function (GO): transposase activity; DNA binding
Source: RefSeq, a predicted model, not a curated record